Puccinia graminis f. sp. tritici CRL 75-36-700-3 is the source of this 4291-nucleotide messenger RNA. RefSeq lists its product as uncharacterized. NCBI's taxonomy places the organism in Eukaryota, Fungi, Basidiomycota, Pucciniomycetes, Pucciniales, Pucciniaceae. The record is from RefSeq and is a predicted model, not a curated record. The coding region runs from base 1 to 3978 and encodes 1325 amino acids. Gene Ontology annotation, cellular component: RSF complex. The transcript is spliced from 7 exons. Gene Ontology annotation, biological process: regulation of DNA-templated transcription.
AUGGAAGACUCUCACUCGACCGGUCAACAACAACAAGAACCACCAACAAACCAACAAGAACAAAACCCAGAAACACAACAACAACAACAACAACAACAACAACUCAACCAAAUCAUUCAUCCAACUCGGUCACUCCCUCCCCCACUAAGAACCAUCAGAAGGAGCUUCGAACUACUCUCGGUCUCUUACUUCCUCAACAUCUUCGCACCCCUCCUAUCCAUACCGGACUUCACCAUCUCACAACUCGAAGCUGAUUUAGAUGGCAGUCAACCCGAUUCAUACCUCCCAAGCUUGAUUCCAAAGCUCUUGGUUUCUCUGACUGGUGAUCGAACCACAAAUUCCUCCAACUGGGAAUCACGAUUGCGUAGAGAAUUCAUAAAACGCGAACCUCAGGCAAACCCACUAGGAGAAGAACCUGCAAAGCCAAAACCCAAGAUCAAUAAACGAGCCGUUGGUUAUGUUUAUAUCGCCGAGGCCAUCCCACUCUCAACCCUACCUGCCAUCGACGACUUGAACUCUCAAUAUGCUGAACUAACCAAAUCUAAAAAUGGUACCUGUCAUCAAGUUCCCGCGAAUGGCCAAACUCCCACCGACCCAUCCUAUCCACAAGACGCCCCUGAAAUCAAACCGACUCCAAGCGACCUCCCUGAUACCAAGCCAAGCAACACGACUGAACAGAGCUCAUCUCUUGAACUACCCACAUCCAACCAGGUUGACACCAAAAGUUCUGAAUCGCUCCUCGCAGACUCAAAUCCAUCCAUCCAACCUCCCCCUGAAGGGCUGUCCCGUCAAACCGAACCACCCGAAUCCAAGCCUCUUACGGCACUUUCCAGUGAAAAUUCCAGUCCAGCACCUCAGCACCCAGCAGGUCCCAUCGCGAUACCCUGGUCAAGUCUUUUACCAACCAUCAAGCUUAAUGCCAUUUUUAAGUUAUGUGAAUGGCAUUUCAGUACCUCAACCGACCUGGAACGUUUCCGUCGCCAGGUGCUAGCCAAGGCUAAUAGUCCCAACACUGCGGGUUUGGAUGAACGAUUUGAGUGGAGACAAGAACGUUGUGGAAUUGAUUCCAAAGGGAACCAAUAUUGGCUCAGUGGGCAAGGCAUCGAGUCUAGGCUCUGGGUUCAACGUCGAGAACCCCAGCCGCCUCUGAAAGCAAUUACUCUUCGAAUCCCAGCACGGGAAAAGAAGAAGCCGAAGAACGGGCAAAGCAAACAACAGAAACGCAAACACGUCACUCGAACCUCCUCAACUACCCCAUCAACCCCAGCUACUAACCCAAGCCGUCGAUGCAGCAGCGGUGUACUCCCCGAUGCAAAGAGACCGAGAUUGACCGGCACCCGAUCAUCGCAAAGAUUACGCGCCACCCAGCCCGAGUCUAGCAACAGAUCUGCUUCGCCACGGCCACCAACAAUGAUUGUGAUAAAGAAGACUGGUGUGCCUCAUAAUUCCAACACGCCCGAAAUCAAAAAACAGGGUGUCAAUGGAUCUAGACGACCGAUAUCAAGGCGGAGAGCUAAUAAUGAGAUUUGGCAAGACGUGCCCGCCGGUUGGUUAGAAGAAGUGGUUCAGCCUACUUCUAAAAAAUCAUCCACAGUCCUCUCUAGUGAUCUUUCGGAGAUGAGUGACGAUGAUGAGUUCGUCGGCAAUACUCGCCAAUCUAAUCAAACCAAACCAAAUCCGCCACCCACCAAAACGAAACACCUACCCGCAGCACCGGAUAAUGCCUCUGUGGACGAAAGUCUCUCAGAACUUUCUGAUAGCCCAGAUGCUUCGACUGUCGUCACUUGCGAGUCUUUGUCCGAUGACUCUAGUGGAGGGGCUGCCAGUGUGGAUGUCAAACCAGAUGUCAAAAGAGCGAUUGAAAAAGGCGACGUGCAACAUAAAGACUCAUCUCGCGAGCAAAAUAUGAAUGUUGCAACCACAGAAGUAGACGCCGUACCUGUGACAGAUUGCCAGGACCAGAAGUCUACUGAUCUUCCUGUUAGCAACAUUCAUCAAUCAUCGUCCGACGACUCUGCAACAAGCAAUGUACUACUCAAUCCACCCGAACCUGCAAAAUCGAUCCUUGUCUCAACCCACGACCCCUCCUCUGAACUAACUACUCCAGAAUCUAAUAUCCAAACCAGCGAGGUUGUUCCGAAUGUUGACUCGGGAAAUUUGUCUUCCUGCGACGCCGAAAAAGUAAAACCAUGUUUGGACGGUUCGGACUCACUUUUUCCUGAAUUAAAGGGACACCCCCUCGAUCCAGAUUGGAUUGAAUGGGAAGUUGUUUGUGCAGAGUUGAACGACUGGAAAAACUUUUCUUUGCAAUUUCAAAAUACCGAAAGUCAGUCGGAAAAACAGCUGGUUGAAUUCAUAGAUAAUGAAGUUUUACCACAGGUCAUUGCCGCCCAUAACGAGGAGGAAGCUCGAAAACAAAAAGAAGAGGCCAUGGCUCAACGAAAGCGAUCCAGCAGACUGGCCACACGAGAGGCCGUUCAAGCGAACUCAAUGCAAGUAGAAAUGAUGACCAGGGAGACUCGGAUGCAUUCAGACCGAUUAGAAGCCAAACGGUUGAAAGAAGUCGAGCAUGAAGAAUCAAAGAAAAAAAAGGAAGAGGACCAACGAUUGAUCAGAUUGAGAGAACGACAGGAACAAAUAGCGCUCCGGGAGGCUCAACAGGCGAGUGAACGAGAAGCCGAACUCAAACGGGCGGAACGAGCUAGACAGAGAGCUGAGAGCAAGCUCCAGGGUAAGGCUGUCAAAGUCGCCAGGGCCGGGGCUGAGAAUUCAGUACCCUCUAUCGAUGAGACCGAAAAGUGGGAAUUGAAUUGUGAGAUCUGUGGUGUCAUCGGAAGCAACAUGGAUGAUGGCAGUGAGGUGAUAUGCUGUGACAACUGCGAGAUGUGGCAACAUUUAGUUUGCCAUGAUAAGGCUGAUGAAAUCAUGAAGAGAGCUAAGCGAAAUUGGGCAACAGCAGAUUUUAUUUGUGCUGAUUGUUCUGGAGUUCCAAUUCCACGAGCGGUGAAGAAAUUGAGGACGCAUAUCAAUGGCAAACCCAAACCUCCUCCUCGACCAAGAACUAGUAAACCAAAAGAUGAACUCAACCAUUCUGUACCCAGUACUUCCGGCCCCUCUAAUACCAAGUCUAAAAUCACUAUCCUGAUGAGCAAUCCUAGCAGGCUUGGUGGAACGACACUGAAUGAAGUAUCUCCUGCCAAUGCGAACCCCGCCAGUAGUAGUAACCUUGCCCCUUGUCUGACCCAGCUCCAGGAUGUGAAUUCAAGCGGAGAGAGCACAUUGUCGAGGUCAAAUGGGAACAUUGCGAACCAAGUCCCAUCCAAUGCCACAAUGCCCAGACCGACUCCGUUGCCUCCAUCUCUUCUUCCAAGCGUCAAACCCCCGGUUACGACGAGGCCGACGACAACCCAACCCGACUUGACAAAGUAUUAUGAUGACUUGGAGAAAUUGUGUUGUAUUCUUCGAACAAAUACAAAUUUGCACCGGACUUUACCGAUCGAAGUUAUGCAUCGGCUUAGACGGUACUUACUGGACCAGCAACAGGGGCAGCAUCUAUUCAAUCGAACGCAUCCGACUUCAGGCAGCACUAAUCCGGGCGGCAUGUUUAGCAAUCACUCGAAUGUCCAUCCUAGUCUUAAAAGCCAAUCGGGGCUAUCGACUUAUUCUCCUCAAUCGACCCCCUCCGAACUCCAGCAGAGACUUCACUCUUCUCAUCUGGACUUGGUUGCUCGUGUGGAUCCCCAAACAAUCGACCCUCAACUCCAGCAACUGGCAAACAGACCUGAGCCUCUGGAUACCAACAUGCCUCCGAAUGCCAACCCGGAUGCUAAUAUGACGACUACUGCUACUACCACUACCGUUACCACUGGGGUUGCUAAUCGCAAUGAUGAUCACCCCGAUUCGGUCAUGUCUGACUCUUUCCCUCAUACCGUCGCUUCGUCCAUCCCUCCUGCACAACGCUCUCCUCCCCCUCCAUAAUCAAAACAAGACCAACACUUACUAUUUUCAUUUGUGUAUGCCUUUCAGGGCUGUAUACUUCUUUACUUGUUCCCUGCCCCAGAGGUGGAGUCUAUCAUCACCUGACUUGUCUUUUUUUCCUUCCUAUCUCUCUGCCUGAUAAACUAUGUUUUUUUUUUUUUUUUAUUGUCUUGGGUUCCUUUUUUUUUCUUCCCCCUUGUUCACCUUUUGAUGACGUUGCUUUUUUUUUCUUUUGCUUGGUGUUGUUUUUAUUUGAUGGUGGUUUUUUUAUUUUUUGAAUUUUUUUUUUGGUAGGAAGUUUUUUUUGUUUUGU